Macrosiphum euphorbiae (potato aphid) is the source of this 426-nucleotide messenger RNA. NCBI's taxonomy places the organism in Eukaryota, Metazoa, Arthropoda, Insecta, Hemiptera, Aphididae. The record is from the annotation of a GenBank genome assembly.
AUGCAUGUAAGUCAUGAGGUAGACAUUAGGCUAUCUCCUGACAAUUUUAUGAAAAAUCCUAAUUUUGACGCACUAAAAAAUUCAAAUGAAAAUAAUGCUGAACAGAUUUCUAGCUGUACUGAGAAUGUUAACGAGGUACCUAUUCCAGCUAUUAGAUUAGAAGUAGUCGGAUUUAUAAAUAAUAAAGAAACCCCUUUCAUAUUAGAUUCAGGUGCAACUAUUUCUGUUAUUAACAUCGAACAAGUUCAAAUAAAAAAUGCCUUUAUCGAUACAAAAAAUGUUAGAGUUCAUACAGCUUAUGGCUCGAUUCUAAAAGUAGAAGGAAAAAUAGAUAUUAAUAUACUAUUUCACAAUUUAAUUUUCCCAAUACAGUUUGUAUUAGUUUCUAAUCUUGCUGGACCAGCGUUACUUGGUACAGAUUUUUAG